CUUGAGGACAGCCGCAGAGGCAUCAGAGGGAACCAUACUCGAGGCCAUGGGGGUCGAUGAAGAAGAUUGAGACGAAAAAUCCAAAAUUGGCGCUUUAGCGCUGAGCGUUGAUCGAGCGUUUACUUACUAUGCCGGACACUGCUCAUCGUCACGGUCAACUGCGACCACUACAACCAGGCGACGGCCAUCGUCGCCACCGCAUCCAUCAUGAACACUGUCGACCUGGAACAGGCCGCCUCUGUUCCAUUACCUACUUCACCAACUCUGAACGGACGUACUUUCACUGGUGUUACAGACGAAGCCGCUUUGCAUAUACACUCCAUACAUGACAGCGCAGUCAAUGGCACUGAAAUAGAGUCUGUGGAUUUACCGCUACCGAAAACGCACGAGCAAGAUUCGAACGAGGUCUCCUCUGAAACUGCAAUACCAGCUGCUCCUGCGGAUGGCCCUUUGGUUCAUGCAUAUGUUUCACCUUCAGAGGAACGGGAAGUACAUACCAAUGGCGACCAGACAGAGGCCGCUGCACACUCCGUACCCCCCACACCCCCUGCGAAGCCCACACAUCUUCCAAAUCCUCUGACACCCCCUCCUCGGCGCGAGAGUUUGCUAUCUUCCUCCAAAGGAGCUAAUGGAAACGCACGGCCGUCUACAGACAGUAUGGAUAGUCGAAGGGCGAACGGUAGUCGAUUAGGUGCUCGAAGUCCUGCUCCAAGGCCUGCGUCGCCUGCAUCCCACAGACGUUCAUUAACACUUUCGAAGGGACGAACAGUGUCUGUGGUUCUCAUUUCGUCUGCUCUGGAAACUAUAGCUGCUUCUCGGGAGGCGAAGCGAUCGCCAGUACUUCGGGAUAGUGUCCAGCGUGCUUUGGACAUGGUGAGAUCCGGUCAGGGUGGAGACAGGCCUCGUGAAAUAUUCGAACCAUUGCGUCUUGCGUGCGAGACGCGGAACGAGAAGCUCAUGAUCGCAAGUCUGGACUGCAUAUCCAAACUAAUUUCCUAUUCGUUUUUCGUGGAAAGCUCCCCUCCUCCAAGUCUACCUUCGCCUCCCCCAUCUCCAGGUCCGAAUGGAUCUGCCGCGCCCGUUGACACGUCAAAGCAGUCGCUGGUAGAUUUGGUCGUACAAACGAUAACCGCAUGCCACAAUGAGUCUACGCCUGACACAGUGUCAUUGCAGAUUGUGAAAGCACUUCUGUCUCUGGUGUUAUCACCGACAGUCCUGGUUCAUCAGUCGUCAUUGCUGAAGGCUGUCCGGACUGUCUAUAAUGUUUUCCUGCUUAGUACCGACCCAGUUAACCAAACCGUGGCUCAGGGAGGACUCACCCAGAUGGUAAACCACGUAUUUACCCGGUGCAAAAUUACCGCUCCUUCCUUAUCCCGCACUGAUUCCAAUCCUACGCUAUCCUCAAGAGAGGGUGACUCUGUUAGACUCUCUCUCGCUUCAUCGUCUCAUCAGAGCCUGCCCAACCCUCCCCUGUCGCCACCUUCCACAUUAUCACAGGCUUCAACCUCUAAUAGCGAUGAGUUGAGCUCUGUAACAGUCCAGCAUACACCUGCGCUUCCGCAACCGAACCCUGCGCCUGAUGUAUCUGAAGAGUCUGCUGCCGAAUCUUCCGUUCGGGCAAGCACUGAUGCAUCUGUCGCUGAGAGCAUCUCUGGGCAUCACCCAGAACCUUCAGAAGCUGGUGCCAGCGACAUGCUACACGACGACGAGCACGAGCACGAAACUCUGCGCGAGAUGUCAACGAACGAUCUAUUCAUCAAAGACGCGUUUCUAGUCUUUCGUGCACUAUGCAAGUUGACGAUGAAACCUCUAAAUCAAGAGAGUGAACGGGAUUUAAAGUCUCAUGCCAUGCGAUCAAAGCUCCUGUCGUUGCAUCUCGUAUUGACGAUUCUUAACAAUCACAUGCCGAUAUUCGUGUCUCCUUCCGCAAUCAUCUACUCAAGUUCGAAUCACGAAGCGACUACAUUUGUCCAAGCUGUGAAUCAGUAUCUCUGUCUGUGCUUGAGCAGAAACGCUGUCAGCCCUGUGCCUCAGGUUUUCGAGAUCAGUGUGGAGAUAUUUUGGAGAGUCAUCUCCGGAAUGCGUACCAAGCUCAAAAAAGAAAUCGAGGUCCUGUUGCAUGAGAUCUUCAUACCUAUUCUGGAGAUGAAGACCUCUACGCUGAAGCAGAAGGCAGCUAUUCUCGGGAUGUUACAUCGUCUAUGCAAAGACCCUCAAGCUUUGGUUGAGAUAUACCUCAAUUAUGAUUGCGAUAGUGAGGCUAUCGACAAUAUUUAUGAACAUCUCAUGAAUAUUAUUUCCAAGCUGAGCACUUCGCCGAACACACAAAACCCUCAGAAAGCAAAUGACCCCACGAGUCCGGGGCUUCCACCGACAUCUAAGGGGCAUUCGGGUUCGGUGCCUCCCGCGUUGAGCACAGCAGCUUUAUCGGUGCCUGGCAACCUGGACACAAGCGUCAUUGGUCUUUCUGAGACGCAACUCAAGAGACAAGCUCUAGAAUGCCUGGUCGCCGUAUUGAAGUCUCUCGUACUUUGGGGCACAGCUAGCGCACUUACUGGGGAUCAAAACCUUGAUCAACAUUCUCGUUCGCAAGUUGGCGAAGAGAGCCGAGCAGAAGUUGUUACUCCUGACCCAUCCCUAGACAGGCUCUCCGGCUUUCCCAAUGGUUAUGAUGCGUCGAGGCAGCCAACACCGGAGUUAUCAGACGAUCCUAGCAAGUUCGAAAGCGCGAAACAGAAGAAGACAACUUUGUUGGAGGGUAUCAAGAAAUUUAAUUUCAAGCCGAAACGUGGAAUUCAAUUCCUCAUCGAAACUGGGUUCAUUGCAAGUCCAUCCCCUCAGGAUAUCGCGCGAUUCCUUCUGGAGACGGAUGGCCUCAGCAAGACUAUGGUUGGGGAGUAUCUUGGAGAAGGAGAUGAAGAUAAUAUUGCAACAAUGCAUGCGUUUGUCGACAUGUUGGAUCUCAGUAAUAUGCCGUUCGUCGAUGCACUGCGAAACUUUCUUCAAGCAUUCCGUCUCCCUGGCGAGUCUCAGAAGAUUGAUCGUUAUAUGCUGAAGUUCGCGGAACGGUAUAUUGCUGGCAACUCUAACACCCCAUUCGCAAACGCCGAUACUGCCUACGUAUUGGCCUAUUCAACCAUCAUGCUGAAUACGGAUGCACAUAACCCUCAAGUAAAGAAUCGGAUGACCAAAGCGGACUUUUUGAAAAACAAUCGCGGGAUUAAUGAUGGUGCUGACCUUCCUGAGGAGAUUUUAUCUGCCAUUUUCGAUGAGAUUGUCAGCAACGAGAUCCGGAUGAAGGAUGAGGUUGAAUCUGCCCUGAUACCGACAGCUCCAGGACCAGGUUUAGCAAAUGCACUUGCAAACGUUGGUCGCGACCUGCAGAAGGAAGCCUACAUGAUGCAAUCAAACAACAUGGCUAAUAAGACGGAGGCGUUGUUUAAAACCUUGCUGCGUUCCCAAAGGAAGGGUUCUAAGAGUGGAGAGCAAUAUUUUAGCGCUUCACACUUCAUUCAUGUUAAGCCCAUGUUCGAGGUUGCCUGGAUCUCAGUCUUGGCAGGUGUAUCUGGACCACUGCAAAGCACCGACGAUCUAGAGAUCGUCGAACUCUGUUUGGAUGGCUUCAAGAGUGCGAUCCGGAUUACAUGCUUCUUCGACAUGGAGUUGGAACGCAAUGCUUUCAUUACGACUCUGGCUAAGUUCACCUUCCUGAACAACCUUGGAGAGAUGAAGACGAAGAACAUGGAAGCCAUCAAAACUCUGCUGGACGUCGCGGUUACGGAGGGCAAUAAUCUCAAGAGCUCUUGGCGGGAAGUACUGACCUGCGUCAGUCAACUCGAGCAUAUGCAGUUGAUUAGCAGUGGUGUAGAAAUCCCAGAUGGCAAGAAAGGCGGCCGUGUGAGGAAACCACCCACCGAGGAACUCGCGAAUGAAAGUCGCUCAACGCAUAUCACCGUUGCGGCCGACAUGGUGUUCUCUCUCAGCCACUAUUUAUCAGGAACCGCGAUUGUCGAUUUCGUAAGAGCACUAUGUGACGUAUCAUGGGACGAAAUUCAAUCAUCGGGACUGUCGCAACAUCCUCGUCUUUUCAGUCUUCAGAAGUUAGUUGAAAUCUCGUACUACAACAUGGGCCGUAUUCGUCUUGAGUGGUCCAAUUUGUGGGAUAUCCUCGGGGAGCAUUUUAAUCAAGUUUGUUGUCACAAUAACCCGCAUGUCGCGUUCUUUGCUCUAGAUGCCCUCCGGCAACUAGCUAUGAGGUUUUUGGAGAAGGAGGAGUUGCCACACUUCAAAUUCCAGAAGGAUUUCCUCAGGCCCUUCGAGUUCACGAUGAGCCACAACUCGAACCCGGAUGUCCGCGAUAUGGUCCUUCAAUGCCUGCAACAAAUGAUACAAGCACGGGUGGCGAAUUUGAGGUCAGGCUGGAGAACCAUGUUUGGUGUGUUCUCGGCGGCAUCGAAGGUCCACACCGAACGCAUUGUCAACUCAGCAUUCGAGAUCGUCACACGCUUGAACAAGGAGCAUUUCCCCGCCAUCGUGCGGCAUGGUGCUUUCGCUGACCUUACGGUUUGCGUCACUGACUUCUGCAAAGUGAGCAAAUACCAGAAGAUCAGUUUACUUGCUAUCGCUAUGCUGCGCGGCGUCAUUCCCGUUAUGCUGGAGUGUCCUGAGUGCGGCUUCAACGUUCCCGCUGGUGAGAAAAGCGCGCACGCGGAUGAUCCUAUGAUCAAGUUCUGGUUCCCCGUACUAUUCGGAUUCUAUGACGUUAUCAUGAAUGGUGAAGAUCUAGAAGUGCGCCGCCUAGCCUUGGACUCACUUUUCACGACAUUGAAGACAUAUGGUUCUACGUAUCCUGUUGACUUCUGGGAUACUGUUUGUCAAGAGCUGUUGUUCCCGAUGUUUGCGGUUCUGAAGUCCAGUCAAGACCUGUCACGGUUUAGCACCCAGGAAGACAUGAGCGUUUGGCUGUCGACGACUAUGAUUCAAGCCCUGCGAAAUCUGAUAGAUCUCUAUACAUUCUAUUUUGAAACUCUGGAACGUUUCUUGGACGGCCUUCUAGAUCUUCUUUGUGUCUGUAUCUGCCAAGAGAACGAUACACUGGCGCGUAUCGGCACGUCAUGCCUCCAACAACUUCUGGAGAACAAUGUCAAGAAGCUGAGCUCCGCUCGCUGGGAACGCGUCGCGACCACCUUUGUAAAGCUGUUCAGGACGACAACCCCGCAUCAGCUUUUCGAUGAGAGCUUGCGAGUUGAGAUUGAUGGAAGUACUCCUGACCUUUCAGAUACCGCAGAACUUAAUGGCGAAGCUAUUGUUCCUGCGCCACUCUCUCCUAAUGACCAACAAAAGGCUGGAACGAAGGUAUCACUCAACGACCGCCGGAGAAUAUUCAGACAGAUCAUUGUGAAAUGUGUAUUGCAAUUAUUGCUGAUUGAGACAACGAAUGACCUCCUUCGCAAUGACGAAGUCUACAACACCAUACCUCCGGAACACCUUCUGCGGUUGAUGGGAGUGCUCGACCACAGCUAUCAAUUUGCGCGAAUGUUCAACGAUGACAAGGAACUUCGAACUGGGUUGUGGAAAGUCGGCUUCAUGAAGCACUUGCCGAAUCUGCUGAAGCAAGAGUCUAGCAGCGCUGCCACAUUGGUCCAUGUACUACUGCAAAUGUACUACGACUUCCGACCUGAGCAUCAAGCUGCCCGUCCGCAAGUAGCGGAUCGACUGUUACCCUUGGGCCUUGGAGUACUCCAAGAUUUCACUAAACUUCGUAUGGAUACCCAAGCCAAAAACGUCACAGCCUGGACGCCGGUUGUCGCUGAAAUACUGCAAGGUUUUGUGAAGUUUGACGACAAAGCAUUUACACGAUAUCUUCCUGCUAUAUACCCUCUGGCUACCGAGCUUUUAGCUCGGGACAUGGCGCCUGAAAUUCGAGAAGGACUUCGAGAGUACUUUACUCGCGUUGGAUACGUACAGGGUAUUAUAGAUCGUCCAUAGUAGCUGAUUUUGGUCUCUGUUCUGGCAUGAUUUAACUUAAUUACUCCUCAUCUUCUGUAGUGUAGUCAUAUACUGGUAUUAUGCGUUUCUUGACUCCUGUGACGGAAGUUGCAGAAACAACGGUGGACUAUUCAGGAAAAAGCUCGCUAUAUACAUACAUCCGGACUUCGCUAUUGCUGGUAGCCAUAUCCAGUUUGCAUACCACCCAUGCCAUAUCCCCACCCUGUCGGCUGAGCACUAAGGGGCAUUGCUAAGGAUGAAAA
Messenger RNA from Somion occarium, 6251 nucleotides. The record is from the annotation of a GenBank genome assembly. Lineage: Eukaryota; Fungi; Basidiomycota; Agaricomycetes; Polyporales; Cerrenaceae.